Messenger RNA from Humulus lupulus (European hop), 1479 nucleotides. Its product is annotated as NAC domain-containing protein 90-like. Gene Ontology annotation, biological process: regulation of DNA-templated transcription. The coding region runs from base 174 to 1094 and encodes 306 amino acids. The record is from RefSeq and is a predicted model, not a curated record. The transcript has 3 exons. Gene Ontology annotation, molecular function: DNA binding. NCBI's taxonomy places the organism in Eukaryota, Viridiplantae, Streptophyta, Magnoliopsida, Rosales, Cannabaceae.
UCAUAUGAGCAUCUUCGCCCAACUUUGUCAUUUCCUCUCUCCAAAAUUUCUCUCUAAAAUCUCAUAAGUUACUCUAUAGGCUGAAAAUUUACUUAUACUUUGAAUUCAUGAGCGGAGAAAGUUAAAUUUAAUAUAUAUAUACAUAUAUUGUAGAGAGAUUAUUAUUAUUAUUAAUGGAAAAUAACAACGACAACCAUAAUAAUAAUAAUAAUAAUGAUAACUCGACCAUACCCGGGUAUAGGUUCUACCCGACUGAGGAAGAGCUGAUUUCGUUCUAUCUGCAUAACAAGCUAGAAGGUCAAAGAGAGGAUUUGAACCGGCUUAUAAACCGGGUUAUACCUCUUCUUGAUAUCUAUGAAUUCAACCCUUGGGAUCUCCCACAGUAUUCAGGAGUGCCAUGCCAAGGAGACCCGGAACAAUGCUUUUUCUUCAUACCAAGGCAAGAGAGUGAGGCGAGAGGAGGGAGGCCGAGCCGGCUGACGGAGACUGGCUACUGGAAAGCUACCGGCUCCCCCAGCUACGUCUACUCUUCCAGAAACCGAAUCAUCGGAUUGAAGCGGACCAUGGUAUUCUACAAUGGGAGAGCACCUCAUGGUACCAAAACCCAAUGGAAGAUGAACGAGUAUAAGGCCAUAGCUAUUCAAGGAGAACCAACUAUUACAUCCUCCACUACUGCAACACCUGAUCCUCCUCUCCUAAGGCAGGAGUUUAGCUUGUGCCGAGUUUACAAAAAAACAAAAUGCUUGAGAGCAUUUGAUAGAAGACCUACUAGGGAAGAAAUCAUAACUAUCAGUCCCAUUAUAGCUCAUCCUCAUCAUCAUCAUCACGAAGCUCAUAAUCAUGAUCAGUACGGCCAUGGUCAUCUUCAGAUAUUAUCUUCCCUGAACCCUCCUCCUCCACCACCGCCGCCAGUGAGAGUACUAACAAGCUCGCGCGACGACGACAGUACUUCCUCGUCCGGUGGUGGCAGCGGGAGUGGUGCCCAGCCUUCUCAAAGUGGGGAGAGCGAGCACUUGAACUCCCAAAUUUCGGCUGAUAGUUAUUAUGAAGAUGGGUGGAGCUGGGGUUGGGAUGAUCAGUUAAAUUUACUCUAAUAGAGAUGAUUCAGCCCUACCUAGCUAGGUCUAUAUAUAUAUAUAUAGACGAAAUAUUAAUAAGAUUUUGAGCUGAUCAAGAUUACGUACUCCUUCAAUUCCAAACCUUUUAUCUUCAUUACAUAUGAUAAUAACUAGCUAAGUAAUUGUAGUAUUAAUUAUAUAUAGAGAGAGUCAUGAUUGGGAUGCACUUACUGUAAUACAAAAUGUGGGUGUAAAAAUUAAGUGUUCCUUAUAUAUAUACUCUUAUUAUAAAUAAAGAAAUAUAUAUAUAUAUAUAUGACUCUUAUAUAAUAUCUUUGACAUCGAGCUAGGUUCCCAGUAUGUAUCUAGUUUGAACCCUUUCUUAAAAAUUAAUAAUAAUUUAUUGGGCAUAUUUGUAUUA